AUGAAUCUGUUUCGGCGCAAGAAAUCCAAGCUUGACGAACUGACCGAUGCCAGCACCAACCCUGGGGAAGCAACCGGGGCUCAAGCCCCGGCGGACGAUGCACGCCAAGCCCCGGACCAGAACAAGUCAGAUCAGCUUGAGUUCGUGCUUGAUAGUCUGGAAGACGAUCUCCAGGUCGCAGCCAGGACAAUCAAUAUUGCCGCGGACAAGGUUCAGGACCGGCUGGUCGGUCAAAUGGAUACGCUUGAGGCAAUCCGAAGCGAUACUCAAUUGCUUUCAGACCAAUCGGCCGUUGCAGAUGAAAACGCCUCAAACCUGGCGACAUCCAUCCGGGAACUGUCAGCCUCCAGCGGCGAGAUCGGAUCACAGGUCGGAGUUUCCAACCAACUCGCUGAUGAAGCGCGUGAAAUCGCAGAUCAGGCCAAUGAAGGCGUACUUGAACUCAAGGGCGCCAUUGAUGACAUUGCAAAUGUUGUCAGCCUUAUCUCGGACAUCGCAAAACAAACAAACCUGCUGGCCCUGAAUGCAACCAUCGAAGCUGCCCGUGCGGGAGAGGCAGGCAGAGGUUUUUCCGUGGUCGCAAGCGAGGUCAAGGCCCUGUCUGUCGAGACGCAAUCGGCAACGGAGCAGAUCGUCUCCAAUAUUGAAAAGCUGAACCUGUCCGCGGAACACAGCCUGGGUUCGGUCAACAGGAUCAUCGACAUAAUCGGAAAAAUCCGGCCGAGUUUUGCCACCGUCGAAGACGCGGUGCGCUCCCAGGUAAACACGACCAAUCUGAUCGGUGAACAAGCAAACAAGACCGCUGACUUUGCGCAGGAGGUGGUUCGCAAGGCACAGAUAAUCACCGAAAGCGCGGUCUCGGCAGAAGAAGGGGGCACACUGGCCCGCGAAUCCGGUGCGCAGAUGAGUGCCGCCAGCCGAUCGCUUCAGAACAGGUUCACAAUGAUGAUCCGGCAGACGGGACUCGGAAACAGGCGGCAGCACGACCGUCUGCCGGUCAAGAUCUCCGGGUCGGUCGCAAACGGCUCCGUGACAAGCCAGAUCGAAACUCUGGAUAUUUCAGAGGGCGGCCUUCUCUUCAAGGCAAACAGUGACCUUGACCUGAAGCAAAACGACACCGUUCAGCUCGAGCUCAAUGGACUUGGCAACGUCACCGCGAGACUGGUUGCCGUAUCGGACAACGGAUUUCACAGCUGUUUCCAGGAUCCCGAACCGGCCUUCGAGCAAGCCCUGCGUCGCAAGCUCGCCUCCAUUCACGAGAGCCACGCCCGCGAAGUGGACUGUGCACAAUCCGGCGCUUCAAGAAUAGAAAACGCCAUGCAGGAUCUUGUCUCGCGAAAUGUGCUGACCCUGGACGACCUGUUCGACACGGACUAUCAACCGAUUGAAGGAACGAAUCCGCAGCAGGUCUCAACGCGGGCAUUGCAGCAUCUGGAAAACGUGCUUCCGGAAAUCCAGGAAGACAUUCUCGCCAGUGGCACGGAACACGGCAUGGCAUUUUGUGCCUCUGUCGACCGAAACGGAUACCUGCCGGUUCACAAUUUGGUCUUUUCCAAUCCGCAGCGUCCCGACGAUCCUGUCUGGAAUACCGCCAAUUGCAGGAACAAACGGAUAUUCGACGAUCGUGCCGGUCUCAGUGCGGCACGCAACACGCGGCCCUUCCUUAUCCAGUCGUAUGCUCGGGACAUGGGUGGUGGCAAUAUCGUCUGGAUGAAGGAAAUCGACGCACCGAUCCUCGUCCAGGGCAGGCAUUGGGGCGGCUUCCGCACGGCCUAUAAACUUUAG
Effrenium voratum is the source of this 1785-nucleotide messenger RNA. The record is from the annotation of a GenBank genome assembly. NCBI's taxonomy places the organism in Eukaryota, Dinophyceae, Suessiales, Symbiodiniaceae.